Messenger RNA from Pteronotus mesoamericanus, 1689 nucleotides. RefSeq names its product receptor transporter protein 3 (gene RTP3). Gene Ontology annotation, cellular component: cytoplasm. Gene Ontology annotation, biological process: detection of chemical stimulus involved in sensory perception of bitter taste; protein targeting to membrane; protein insertion into membrane. The record is from RefSeq and is a predicted model, not a curated record. Lineage: Eukaryota; Metazoa; Chordata; Mammalia; Chiroptera; Mormoopidae. The transcript has 2 exons. Gene Ontology annotation, molecular function: olfactory receptor binding. Bases 90 to 998 code for a protein of 302 amino acids.
GGUGUGAGCCCGGGCUCUCUAAAGUGGGAACCCUCCAGGGCUGCUAGACAUCUGCCAGAGCCCAGAGACCCUGACGCCCCCAGCCUACCAUGCCGGCAGCCACGGGUCUGAACAUGAAGGCGUGGCAGAACGUGUUUCAGGAGUUAAUUCAGGAGGUGAAGCCGUGGCACCCAUGGACCCUGACACUAGACAGUAGCUGCGUUCCCAACAUCCCGCAGCCGGGGUGGUCGCAGUACCAGCAGUGGGCCUUUGCCAGGUUCAAGUGCUCCUCAUGCUCUCACAGCUGGGCCUCCGCCCAAGUUCAGGUCCUUUUCCACAUGCACUGGAAUAAGAUAGAAUCCAAGGGCCAGGUGAAGAUGAGGGUCUUCACUCAGAGAUGUAAGAAGUGCUCUCGGCCUACAUUUGAGGUGCCUGAGUUCACGGAAGAGAACGUGUCAAGAAUCCUGAACAACCUGGUGCUCCGAAUUCUCAAGAACUGCUAUCGAGAAGGAUUUAAGUCCAUGGAGGAGAUCCCUACCAUCAAGGACAGCUCUCUCGAAGGGCCCCAUGACGUGAACAACUGCGAGGCGUGUCUGCAGGGCUUUUGCGUUCAGAGUAGGUUAGAUCCAGCCAAACCGCCCCCCAUGUCCCCAUCACUUCCCACAAUAAGCUCACCUAACGCCAGGGUACCCCUCUAUAAGCUGCCUCCUCCUCCAAGGAGUAACACCACAGGGGACACAGCGACAGGGAACACCAGGGUGAAGAAAGGAAAGGUACUUCCCACCCCAUGGGUUCCUGAGCCCCCACUGGCUAGGAAUCCCAGAGUAAACACCAGCUACCAGGUGGAGAGGGUCAUCCACGACUACUCACCUGAGAAUUCGUAUUCCCCCCUGGUCCAGGAUCGCAGGCCCUGCUGCUCAAAUGUUUGUUGCUAUAAUUCAAGCAUUUGUUGCUGUUUAGUCAUUCUAAUCAUAAUUGCGGUCGUGUGGUUGUCGUUAUUUUCUAAAACCACUCUGUGAAUUUCAAAAGUAUUGUGCUAAGUUUAAAAAGUCAGACCCACAAAGUCAUAUAUUGUAUGAUCCCAUUAAUGUGAAAUAUUUAGAAUAGGUAAAUCCAGAAACAGGGAGUAGAUUGGUGGCGACCAGCAGCUGGAGCAGAGGGGAAGUAGAAGCAACUACUUAAUCUGCCCAGGUUGUUUUUGUCGGGGGUAAUGACAAAAACGUUCGGGAAUGAGAGAGAGAGGGUGGUCGCACAACUUGUGGAUGCACUAAAUGCUAAUGAAUUGUCCACUCUAAAGUGAUUACUUUAAUGCAAAUUUUAAGGGUUAAUGUGAACUUCACCUUAUUUUUUUUAAAAAAGUGCUGAAAUUUCAUUCAUUCUCUGGAGAACUGAGGGUCUAUGGCUCACAACACCAUUUGGAAAUCUCAGGAAACCCCGGAGCCUUCUCACCAGGAAAUUUCACCAGACCCUAGGACACCAGUGUGCGGAGGCACUUACUGGCUGAAGCGCUGGGCUGGAACUGCCAAGGCAGUUCCCGCCAUAGCAGGGUGCUCGGCGCUGAGGGGUGAGGCAGGACCAGCUGUGCGGGGGUGGAAGAAGCCUUAAAAUGCCAUUUAAUUCUUCCUUCCACUUUGGUAUUUCUUGCUGCAUGUUUUAUAACAUAUGUUAAUACAUUUGCAGAAUGAUAUAGUGAUACACUGUAUAAAGAAA